Molecule: messenger RNA, 1168 nt
Organism: Cololabis saira (Pacific saury)
Lineage: Eukaryota; Metazoa; Chordata; Actinopteri; Beloniformes; Belonidae
Product: receptor-transporting protein 3-like
Exons: 3
Coding region: 113-631 (172 amino acids)
Biological process (GO): protein targeting to membrane; protein insertion into membrane
Molecular function (GO): olfactory receptor binding
Source: RefSeq, a predicted model, not a curated record
CUGAGGAGGAAGAAUUUUUAAGUUUCGUUUUCCAGAGUAACUGGUGAAUGACACUCAGAAAGUAAACAAAUUCUUCAUCGGCGUUUCUGAGGCUCAGCAAACCAUCUAAAACAUGAGCAGCUGGGAUUCUUCCUUGUGGACGAGAACCUUUGAGGAACUUCUGGAUGAUGACAGCGUGUUUGACUACCAAGAUGCGUGGACCCUCAACUUCAACUACAACCUGACAGAUGAAAUCACCCAAGAAGAGAGGAGAAGAGGCUGGAAGGUCUUCUCCCCCUGCGCCCGUGGAAAAUUUCUGUGCCAAGCCUGCAACAAGACCUGGUCAUCAGCGCGGGUGACGGUGUUGUUUCGUUACAGGCUGCGACGUGAUCGCGGCACAGUGAUCAUGCGGCCCUUUGGUCAAGCAUGUCUUAACUGCAACGAAGACUUUUAUCUCCCAGGUUUUAAUGAAAAGGAGGUAACAUUUGUCCUGACACGUCUGUUUACCAAAAUCCGCAAGAACUGCUAUGGAGAGGUGGUUGAUGAUGGUGAUCGUGGACCGUCAUAUACAAGAAGGUCAAAACCCCACGAGGCAUCGCUGUGCGAGGCCUGUGAACAGGGAAUUUGCUGUCAAAAGGAAGAGCAAAACUAAGUGGUGUGUAUGUGUGUGCAUAUACAUACAUGUGCAAAUGUUUCUUUGUUGAUCUGAGAAAGAGAGAGAAGAUUCUUUCUAGAUUGUAAAGGACAUUUUAAAAGUCAAGUCAUCAUUUGAUCGUCUGUAUGUCAUGGACAAACACCACAGGUUCCAAUAGUUUAAUUAGAAUGCUUCACAGUAUUUUGUGGCAUCUAGUAAAAUGUAAAGCUUGUUUUUGAAGUGCUCAUUAAUUGUAGGAUUAUGUUAAAGGAUGGUACAUUUUCCAUCAGGCAAAAAAAAAAAAAAAAUAGAAAAUGAUUAGUUGUCAAGGUCAAUCACUUGACAUACCUGACAUAGCAGUUUUUUAUAUUUUCUAAAUGUCUAGCAAAGCAUCUCCAGAGAAGAACACUUUCCUGAAAUAAUUGGGCCGUAGAUCUCUAGUAGUCAUUAACCGCAAAAGAUUCCUGUUAACCAAAUUAUUUUUGCAAUAUACAAUUACAAUGAUCUUACUCUUUAUGAAUGCUUAUGAUGAAGGUACUUUGUUUAAAAUGGCUG